Messenger RNA from Paracoccidioides brasiliensis Pb18, 348 nucleotides. RefSeq lists its product as uncharacterized. The transcript is spliced from 2 exons. The record is from RefSeq and is a predicted model, not a curated record. The coding region runs from base 1 to 348 and encodes 115 amino acids.
AUGACUGAGAAGUUCGUAGGACUCGCUGCAUUUGACGAAGCGGGGCUUUAUAGCAGUCUCUUACUUCCAAAGUCGAUCGUUGACGGAGAUAUCGACGUUAUCAUCGACCCUGAGCACGUUAAGGAUAGGGAGAUUAUUGGUCUCCUGCGCUCUCUUAUGGUUCAAGCGAGAAAUGAUUUAAACUUUAGGCCCAUGUGGACGAAUGACUCGGUCACUCUAUUUCUCACUGUACCCUCUUGCCGAUAUCUCUUCGCCGAUGUCAUAAAGCAAAAUCAUUGUCCUUUGUCUGGGAAAGCAUCUCAGGGUGUUGGCAGCGGCUUUGGAAUCGGGUCUGGAAUCAAAAUUUAG